CUCUGGGCAUUUAGGUUAAAGAUUAAAAAUUGUAAGAAUAUGUUAGAAAACUAAUUAUAUUUUAAAGUUUCAUUGUAUUAUUUUAGUACAGUUUUAAUCAUGAAUGAUAAAAUGAUGACUUCAUGUGGUGCUACUGUUUUCAUGGACAUGGAUGUUCCAUUUUAUAUUCGUUUUGAGUGGAUGCAAGUACCAAUGUACCAUGUUCCUUUUUUUUAGAUUAGUUGCUGGUUAACUGCUGCAUGCUUGGUGGUGUUAUUUUUAUGUUAACGUCAACACGACACCCUUCCUUUGCAUCUUUGCUGUAUUGCACAAUCAAGUGAAUAUCAGUAUCAUUGCAGUUGUUUUUAAUGAAUUUUCUCCAUUCGACCACGAACUAAUCCCUGGACAGCUUGCAGACGAUUUUUUUCUCUUAACUGCUAGAACGAGGCUCGAUCCCUUCCAGGAAGCUUCCGGUUAAGCCUACCAUGGUUUAGCGCAGUGCAUGUUCUCAAAGUGUGUCCGCGGGCAUAAGUCAGGUGGUCCGCUGCUGCCAGUCGUCAUAUGUCAGCAAAGUGAUGUUUAAAUCGCCAGAUAGUCUUGUAGAAAACUUCAGUUAAGUACGUAGCUUUAUGUCAACUUAUUGCUAUAGUACUGUCACAAAAGGACACUUAGUUUUGAAUUGUAUUGAAACUAAUGCGGAAAUUUAAAUUUGAAAUUCAUAGUACAGAGUGAUUAUAGGCCUUGGUGGUCCGCCAUAUGGUCCGCGGUCCGAAAUACUUUAAGAACCACUGGUUAAGCGAAUGACUUCAAUGGCUAUGUCAGCAUACACGUCUAUGAUUCGACCAAGGGUUACGAAAUAAAGGCUUGCCGAGACUAACAGCGGAUCCCUUCACAAGAGGCUGAACCUUGGCCGUGGCAGACAGCAAUCCACCUAUAUACGUCCAUGGCUAAAUCAUAAAAGAAAAGGAGACAAUGGCAACAGGAACUAAAAAAUCCAAGAAAGCAGUGCAACAAAUGGAGGUGUUGAUGGACAAUAACCUUGUCAACAUUCCCGGUGUGGGUGCAAGUGUAUUACAAGCAUGUGAAAGUAUUGGUGCACAAUGCUCUGUACACUCCCAGCUGAUACCUAACACAGUCACCUGGCAACUUGUUGAGACAAAUGAGUCUGACAGGCAUGUAGAAGAAAUGAAUGAAGUGCUGGCUGUUUUGCCUGUUUCAGAAUUUAUCCAUAUGGUUCUGCAACAACUGCAGAAAGCUAACAAGGAAACUAUUACAAGUCAGACAUUGACACAGUACAUCCAGCAACUAAAAGAUAUAUACCCAAGUCACAUGGUGCGGGUCGCAUGUUUUGGCAUGGACAAGUACUUCAGUGAGCUGAAGAAGAAGGAGAAAGAACAAUUCAGGGCAAAGUUCACAGGUGAAAAAACAAAACAUUCAGCACAUGGGUGUGAAAUCAAUGUUACGAGAAUGCAAGUGGAAGAGGUGCUGGUGGCCACACAAAUAGAGACAAGCUGCUGUGUACGACUUGUGGACACCCCACAGGACGUGGCGAACCUUGUAAAGUGCUACUCUAAAGCUUUGAUAGACAAACCAAGCAAAGCAAACAGACUUGAUGCAAUUUUUCCUUUCCUGGAAGAGGGGGCUCGGGGUGUGAAAGCAACCAAAGACGGUGUUGGACUUCUCAAAGUCUGGAAAUUCCAGCUGCAGCAGCUCCACAAUAUGAGUGAAGAUAUGGCAGCAGCUAUUGCAGCACAAUUUCCUUCUCCAUUAGCUUUGAAACAGGCAUAUGAUAGUUACCCAUGUCCAGAAGAAGCUUGGAAGAUAACAGAAAAUAUUUUGGUUCGACGUGGUGCUGGAGUUUCUGUGACUGAAAGGAGAGUGGGUCCACAGAUAUCUCGUCGUCUUCACACUCUCAUGACUUCAUUGGACCCUAAUGCUCCUGUGAAAUAGGAAUCUGAUAUAUAUAUAAUAUUUGUGGUUUUCUAUGGAAAACUAUCUAUUAGGUAGCAGGGAAAACUCUUAAUAUAAAGAGAUUGUUAAAAAAAAAUUUGAAAAAGUUUUGAAAGUAAUGAAUGGUGCAAGCUUAAUGUAGAAGAUAACAUGACAGAAAUAAUAGCAAGUUUGUAAAAUCA
Molecule: messenger RNA, 2111 nt
Organism: Pomacea canaliculata
Lineage: Eukaryota; Metazoa; Mollusca; Gastropoda; Architaenioglossa; Ampullariidae
Product: crossover junction endonuclease EME1-like
Exons: 11
Coding region: 952-1929 (325 amino acids)
Biological process (GO): mitotic intra-S DNA damage checkpoint signaling; double-strand break repair; replication fork processing
Cellular component (GO): Holliday junction resolvase complex; nucleus
Source: RefSeq, a predicted model, not a curated record